AUGCAACCGAAACUGCUAUCCUUCGAUGCAUUUAAUAAGACUGACGAGGAAGUCCGUAUUCGUACCCGUACCGGUGGUAUUAUAACAUUAUUUUGCAUAUUGACGACUUUAUAUUUAUUACAAAAAGAAUGGAUAGAGUAUUAUAAAAUCACAAAUAAACCACAAGUAGUUGUUGAUAGGGAUAGACAUCUGAAGUUAGAGUUAAAUUUAGAUAUCACCUUCCCAUCAUUAUCAUGCGAUCUAAUUGGUUUGGAUAUAGUUGAUGAUUCGGGGGAAACAAGUUUAGAUGUACUUGAAUCAGGGUUUACUAAAAUCAGAGUUGACACAAAUGGUAAUGAAUUAGAUGAUGGUUCUCAAUUAGAUGUCGGUACUGAUAGGGAGUCUUUAUCAUCUUUGGAUAUGGAUAAAGCUAAAUAUUGUGGGCCAUGUUACGGUGCCUUGGAUCAAUCAGGUAACGAUAAUAUUGAUGUUGCAAGUGAAAAAGUAUGUUGUCAAACAUGUUAUGAUGUACGUAAAGCUUACACAGACGUAGGCUGGGCAUUUUUUGAUGGUAAGGACAUAGAGCAAUGUGAAAGAGAAGGAUAUGUUGAUAGAAUUAAUGAUCAUCUUCAUGAAGGUUGCAGAAUUGUUGGCAGUGCUUUAUUAAAUAGAAUUCAAGGGAAUGUUCACUUCGCCCCUGGUGCUGCAUUUGAAACAGCAAAAGGCCAUUUCCAUGAUACCUCUUUGUAUGAUAAAACUGAACAAUUAAAUUUCAACCAUAUUAUUAACCAUUUAAGUUUUGGUAAGACGGGACAUGAAUUGCUAACUCCAAAAUCUUCAAAAUCAUUUUCUGUUAGUAGAAGACAACCAUUAGAUGGACGUGUUAUGAUACCAGAAUCUAGGAAUACACACUUCUUUCAAUUUUCAUAUUUUGCUAAGAUUGUUCCAACACGGUUUGAAAGUCUAAGCGGAAAAGUUGAAGAAGCAGCUCAAUACUCUGUUACUUUCCAUUCAAGACCUUUACAAGGUGGUAGAGAUGAAGAUCAUCCAAACACUUUCCAUGGUAGAAGUGGUAUUCCUGGUUUAUUUAUCUACUUUCAAAUGGCACCAUUAAAGGUAAUUGAUAUAGAAGCUCAUUCCCAAACGUUUUCUGGUCUUCUACUAAAUUGUAUCACUACAAUUGGUGGUGUUCUAGCUGUCGGUACCAUGAUGGAUAAAGUCUUUUAUAAAGCACAACGCUCUAUCUGGGGGAAAAAAAACCAAUAG
Messenger RNA from Henningerozyma blattae CBS 6284, 1245 nucleotides. Its product is annotated as endoplasmic reticulum-Golgi intermediate compartment family protein. The transcript has a single exon. Lineage: Eukaryota; Fungi; Ascomycota; Saccharomycetes; Saccharomycetales; Saccharomycetaceae. Gene Ontology annotation, cellular component: endoplasmic reticulum; COPII-coated ER to Golgi transport vesicle; endoplasmic reticulum membrane. The record is from RefSeq and is a predicted model, not a curated record. Bases 1 to 1245 code for a protein of 414 amino acids. Gene Ontology annotation, biological process: endoplasmic reticulum to Golgi vesicle-mediated transport; retrograde vesicle-mediated transport, Golgi to endoplasmic reticulum.